Messenger RNA from Desarmillaria tabescens, 4260 nucleotides. RefSeq lists its product as uncharacterized. Gene Ontology annotation, molecular function: protein binding. The record is from RefSeq and is a predicted model, not a curated record. Bases 280 to 3927 code for a protein of 1215 amino acids. The transcript has 9 exons. Gene Ontology annotation, cellular component: cytoplasm. NCBI's taxonomy places the organism in Eukaryota, Fungi, Basidiomycota, Agaricomycetes, Agaricales, Physalacriaceae.
CUUGACGUGCCCGUGCUGCCGCGGGCCCAUUCGCUUUUCCUUCUUACCGUCAUCGUCCUCGGAGUCGUUCUGGUGUGCCGCUGCACUUUGCAGCCAUACCUUGCCAUAUAGACCGAGUUGCCUUAUUGUCGUCAUUUACUCGAGUUACUGAUAACGUAUCUGCCCGGGACCCAGGUCGUGGAAACUUUCUUAGGCUUCCCACUCCUCUGUGCUACCUCAUCCUAGAGGGGAAGCUCUUACAUACAGGUACCGCCUACCACCUUGGUUCAAUUAAGCUUCAUGCCCGAAUACGUCUAUGCUCUACAUGACUUCAUUCCGGAGAACGAGGACGAGGUACCCUUCCGAACGGGGGAACGGAUUGAGGUGAUAGAGAAGGAUGAUGCAUAUGGCGAUGGAUGGUGGACGGGCUUAAAUAUAUCCGGAAAGAAGGGCCUGUUUCCUCAGAGCUAUACCUCGCCUACGGAGCCCGCCGUCGCUGUCGGUAUUGCGUCAUCUUCUACACCUCCAGCGGACCCAGAUACCACUUUGAAAACGCCCCUACAGCCUCUACACGAAGAACCGGAGAUAGAAUCACCUCAGCCACCUCCCGCCAUAUUUCUCAAUGGCCAAGAAACUGACGGGGCCAAUGGCGACGGCGAAGUUAUGAAGGCGACCAUGACGGACGUUCAAAAGGCCAUCGAGCAGCUUGGUAGAGGGAACGGAAUAACCGACGACGCAGAUGGUGCUCGGAGCUUCAGUUUUGCCAGCUCUCGUGGAGGUCGGGACACCGAGGAAGAUACAGAUUUCGACAUGAGUGACGCUGACGCUGCUGGCGAUGAAGGAGAGGGUUGGCACAAAGGUGCUAGACGGAAACUGGCGGAAAAAGCGAGGCAAGCGGUAGAGGAUGCUGAGCGGUUGGAAAUGAUUGGUAUGAGCCGCUCGAGCAGUAACCGGACUUAUGCCCCUCCCAUCGCCGUGGAGCUCAGCGACGAGAGUGAAGACGAAGAGGAUGACCAACACUAUACGCAGGCACCUGGUUUCCAGAGCCAAAGGAGGCACUCAUACAUACCCGAAGAGGACGAAGAUGUAGAGUCUGUCCCUGGUCACUCUCUUUUACCUAGCGACGAGAAAACCCUGGGAGACCGAGUAUCGCGUUCUCCCCGCAGUUCGACGCAUUUCUCUCCCUCAGAACGUGACGACACAGACACCCAACCAGCUACAGCUACACGUACCAACUUUGCGGCGCAGCCAGAGCGAGUCACAACUCCUCCUUUAAGUGAAAACCAGCCAACUCCUCCCAAGUCUGUUACUCUAGCCCAAGCAGCGGCCAUUCCCAUGCCCCAAUCUCCUCCCGAAACAGAUCGUACCAAUACACCAAUAAUUGACGCUGUGGCUUCACUCCCGUCGCCAGUUCCAGCUGCGAUCUCACCAACAACUCAGUCCAAACAUAGCAGUGUAACGUCUUCACCUGCCUCUCCAUCUCAUAGCGCACCAGGGAAUGAUUCUUUGCUGUCGGCGACAGUCUCGACAAUACCAACUUCAGUGGACAAGAAGGAGAAAACUCAUCCAUCCGAAUGGACUCUGGAGGAAGUUGUCGACUGGUUGAAGAGUAAAGGCUUCGACCAAGAUGUCUGUGAAAAAUUUACCGAACAAGAAAUCACCGGCGAUGUUCUACUCGAGCUCGAUGUCAAUCUCCUCAAGACAGAGAUUGGUAUUAUGGCAUUCGGCAAACGCAUGAGAAUUGCCAACGCUAUCACGGACCUUCGUCGACCACCAUCCAUCGUCUAUUCCGACCACCCGGAACAGCCUUCUCCCCCCUCCCCGAUGAUCGUCUCACCUCACCUUUUCACAACCUCCCCUGCGACAUAUGCUGAAGGACCGAGCCACACACACUCGCGGAACCAGUCCCAGUCUCAGUCCCACCAUUCUUACCCCGGCUCAACCAGGUACUCACACAGCGUGCAGAGUUCGGUAAAUGGGUUCGCGGCUCUCAUCAGCCCAGAGAGCGCGCCACACACCGCAGAUACACCAGUUUCACCUCGAUCAACCCUGGAUCCCGAACCAGAGCCAACAGGGCUCGCUAUGCCCGCUACCAAUGGAAAGGCACCCAAAUCAAGGCCAUCUCAGCUAUCAUUGUCGCCUAGUGAUGGCGCAUUGAAUGCGUCUGUGAAAGCUGUUGGGGAUAUUCCUGAAGAAGCGGAAGAAGAGCGGGAAGAGCGGGCUGCGCAAAGUGAGGGUGAGGCUCUUCCUGCUCGUUCUGUACGAAGGAGAUUGUUUGGUCGUUCUCAUGACUCCGAGAAUUCAGGGAAAGAUUCCGGCUCUCGCGCAUCGAAAGAUGGAAUCUCGCCGUCCUCUUCGAUUCUUCCUCUCCUUACAGACAAGGACAAGGACAGAGCUAAGGACAAAGCCAAAGACAAAUACAAGGACAAGGACCUUACGCGCCAUGGACGAAAGCAGCGAAGUGUUGACGUCGGCAAGUCUGGUGAACGGCUUAGUUUGUUUGCCGGUUCAUUCGGUAGCACACUUGGCAAGAGUCGUAAACCUCCUCCAAAGUAUUCCGGCGACGAUACAUCCGAGAAAGGGUCUUCAUUCCAUCUUCCAAGACUGUACAGUACAAGUGGUCGCAAAACCUCCUCUUCUGGACGACCGUCGACUCCCGGAACUCCUAAACGCGGAUCAAAGGAGGAGAAGGACGGUCUCAGAGACGGGACAGCCCAGCGUAAAGAUUCGAAGGAGGCCAAGGAGGGACGUACAGAACAUGCGACUCUUCGCAAGCGGACGUCGUCUUACCCCGGAUCACAACCUGUAUCUCCCGAACUACCAAAAAGCGAAAGCAAUGUCGGUCAGCUCAAGCCCGGGCAGAGCAUAUUGGAACAGAUUGGCGAGCCUGAUCAUACCGGGUGGAUGCGCAAGAGAGGAGACCGUUAUAACAGCUGGAAGCUUCGUUACUUUGUUCUCAAAGGUCCUCAUCUCUAUUGUUUGAGAAGCGACAGUCCCUCGGAAACCAAGAUCAAGGGGUAUAUCAAUAUCAUUGGCUACCGAGUCACUGUUGAUGAGAACGUGAAUCCUGGCAAGUAUGGGUUCCGCAUCGAGCAUGAGCACGACAAGAUGCACUUCUUCAGUUCCGAUGAGAAGGUCAUCAUCAGGGAUUGGAUGAAGGCCAUCAUGAAGGCUACCAUUGCACGAGAUUAUACUCAACCUGUCAUUUCCUCAUGUAAUAUCCCUACGAUCCCUUUGAUGGUUGCCCAAGCUAUGAAUCCCGCUCCCCGACCACCGUCUCCCACAGCUCGGGAUGCUACUCAGAAAGCUCUUCGACGAGAUAACCCCAAUCAGUUGUCAAGUCGUGACGCUCGUGUCUUGAUGGGUCUGCCAUCAAGCGAUAACGCGAGGGAAGAACGGACACGACUAGAAUCGUUUUUCAGUGAUCAGUCUGUGGACCUCAGUGUCGAUACGAUAGAUGCCACCACUAAAGCUGCACCUCCGAGGCCUUCACGGAGGAAGAACUCCACGCUUUCCGUGAUGACGCCUAUGGACAAUGACCUUAUCGAAUGGGCCAACUCUCACCUUCCCUCGACGUUGCAAAUCAGCGAUACAACAGUGUCUAUUUACGGUGGUCUUCAUUUAUUCCGUAUCGCAGAGUCUAUAAAGGGCCGCUCGGUGUCGCCUCCUGUGCCAGACUCAGCCUUCCCGGUGGACUCGAACGACGAAAAGCUUGAUGGACUUUUCCGUCUUUUUGAUUUCCUUUUGGAUCAUGACGUGAAGAUGGGGAGCGUGAGUAUAAACGAUGUUCGACAAGGCAAGCCAGAGAAGAUAGUGCAGUUGCUGAGGGCCUUGAGAGCAUGGGAGGAUAAGCGCAAGGCUCUAGCGCAAAGCAUCAGAGGGUCUGUAUCUAGCGGGUCUGUUUCGGCUACAGGCUUUAUGGCCUCUUCUCCGUGGACGGCAAUAUGAUCAAGCUUUUGGACUUUCGGCAUCCCACGCGGGAAUAGUAUUACACUCUUUUUGGUUUCUGCCUUGCGUUUCAUUCGUGUCCUAUAUAUUCUCUUUCGCCAUCUUGGGACAUGUUUUGUACCAUACACACACACACUUUCUUUUGUAACCAUUUUCUUCUUAUAUCAUUACUCUACUUAUCUUGUUGUAGGAAUCAUAUUUAGUGCAUCGUUAAGGUUCAAUCAUGAUGAAUGCUAUUGAAACAGACGUUUAUGAGAAGUUACGGGUUACCCUUUAUCCUAGUACCCUCUACGAUCAUGAUGAGAUCAACUUCGUACGUACCGGCUAGCCGGU